Molecule: messenger RNA, 1649 nt
Organism: Culex pipiens pallens (northern house mosquito)
Lineage: Eukaryota; Metazoa; Arthropoda; Insecta; Diptera; Culicidae
Gene: Gmer
Product: probable GDP-L-fucose synthase
Exons: 4
Coding region: 109-1080 (323 amino acids)
Biological process (GO): nucleotide-sugar biosynthetic process
Molecular function (GO): GDP-L-fucose synthase activity
Source: RefSeq, a predicted model, not a curated record
UCAACAAAAACACCGGAUUAGUGUAAUUUUCACAGUCCAUUUGAGACCACGACGUGAAUAACUUCAUUUAAGUUGAUAACUGUUUAAUUUUAUAUCCCACUAUCCAUCAUGACUAAAACCGUGCUAGUUACUGGUGGAACCGGACUGGUUGGCCGAGCAAUUGAAGCAGUUAUUAAGGAGGAAAAUCCUCAAAAUGAAAAGUGGCUCUUUGUCGGCUCCAAGGAGGCAGAUUUGACUGACCUCCAGUCGACACGUUCGAUGUUCGAGCGCCACCAACCGACGCACGUGAUUCACCUGGCCGCCAUGGUCGGUGGCCUGUUCCACAACAUGAACAACAAUCUUGACUUUCUGCGCAAAAACCUCCAAAUCAACGACAACGUGCUUCUGCUGAGCCAUGAAUUCAAGGUGCAGAAGGUGGUGUCGUGCUUGUCGACCUGUAUCUUCCCCGACAAGACCACGUAUCCGAUCGACGAAACUAUGAUCCACAACGGACCACCGCAUGAUUCGAACUUUGGGUAUAGCUACGCUAAACGGAUGAUCGAUAUCACGAAUCGAGCUUACAACCAGCAACACGGGGACAUGUUCACCUCCGUCGUGCCGUGCAACGUGUUCGGUCCGUUUGACAACUUUACACCUGGGGUGAGCCACGUGAUCCCUGGGAUGAUCCACCGGUUGCACGAAACGAUUUAUGUGAAGGAUCCUGAGAAACCCCAAGAAGAGAAGACAUUCUCCGUGUACGGAACAGGCAAACCCCUGCGGCAGUUCAUCUACUCGAUCGACCUGGCCAAACUGUUCGUGUGGGUUCUGCGCCACUACGAAUCGGUGGAUCCGAUCAUCCUGUCGGUGGACGAGGCGGCGGAAGUGUCGAUAGCCCAGCUCGCACAAUCCCUGGUGAAGGCGUUCGACUUCAAGGGAAAAUUGGAGUUUGAUACCAGCAAAGCGGACGGACAACACAAGAAGACGGCCUCGAACGGCAAGCUGAGACGGCUACUGCCGGAUUUUAAGUUUACCGAAUUUGAUAGUGCGAUUCAGGAGACCGUCAAGUGGUAUUUGGAGAACUACGAAAAGGCGAGGAAGUGAAGUUUUGUUGACAAUAAAAUGAGGUUUAUUUUUCCAAUGGGACGUUUCUUUCAUUCGAUACGCAAACACGAGAUGUUAUUUUUCUUAUAAAAUGUCUUAUAAUGUAUGGUUUAUGUACAGAUAAUUAAAUAAGUCUAAAAAUAUCAUUUUUAUCGUUACGUUAUACUUGCUUCACAACUUCUUGUGACAUCCACUCGGCCGAUUUCGGCCCAAACACAAGUUUGUCAAAAAACUGCUUCCUCUAUCGAUUUCUGGUCACCCGUCGCGGCUGCUCAAACAGCUCUUCCACUCAAAUCAGCAGUUCGUGCUUCGUUCCGUCAAAGAAAUUAGCUUUGCACCGUUGCAAACUUCUCUCGCUACCAAAGAGAGAGCUCAAAUUCGAUUAAUUAUUGCGGGAAUAAAAUGCAUUAAACUUAUCAGAUUAAACUGCGGUGAAAUACUUCAAUUCUUGUGCUCGAAAACAAUUUUGAUCCAAAUAAAGUAGUGAAUAAAUUUUGAAUUAUGGUGCCAAAAAAAACUUCAAAAAACUUUUCCGUAAAGUGCAAAUAAUUUUCUUUUUUUUUAAACAA